Amoebophrya sp. A25 is the source of this 4199-nucleotide messenger RNA. NCBI's taxonomy places the organism in Eukaryota, Dinophyceae, Syndiniales, Amoebophryaceae. The record is from the annotation of a GenBank genome assembly.
AGGAUAGCCCGGCUCGUCCGACCCUAUGGAGGAACCCAUCUCUUGCUGUUUUGGUAAAUAGAUAGACCUCAUAAUGAUUAUGAUACACUCGGCUUUACCUUUUUACGCCUAUUUUGAACACUUUUUGGAGUACAUCUAUCAACGCAAGCAUUCCACUCUAGUUCUGGACUUAGACAUCACCCAGUGUAAUAUUUUUGUCAAUGGGAAGACAAUGCUGGAGGAAAGGUUGCACAAAUGUACGUUCUCUUGAGGUAUUAUACUCACCACGACGAUAACAAUGCGCAAAAAGAAUAGUUGACCAGUAUUCUUGAAAUACGACAACACCUUAUAUUUAUAUGUUUAUCAAUCCACCAUAAUAUGGGUUAAUCCACCUAACUACAAAAGGAUCAAAUCACCUAACGUUACCUUCCAAAAACUUCCGCGAGUUUCGUUUCUCCUUGAAAGAAUUAGGCGUUCAGACAAAGGACAGAAGGAGCUUUAUUCACAGGUCCUUCAACAUUCUGUCAGCUACAGUAACACUAAGUGUUCUCUAAAAAUCCUGUCCCGAUCUUUCUUCAUCACAGUUUGGAAUUGAUAACUUUUUAUCCUCGCUCCUCGCCAAGGGAGUCGAUUUCCAAUAUAUCAUGUUUCUGAAGAGGCGAAAAGGAAAUUCGGAACAGGAGGGCGGCGCGAGCCCCACGACCGGGAGUCGAGCGCCAGUCGAAGAAAGUGACAGCAGAACGGAAAAGGACUUGCUAGAGAACCGAAAUAACGGCGAUCAUUCGGAUGACAAGGUCGAUGUCGCUCGACAUACUAUUAAGGCUACAAGAAAUCCAUCUUCACGUGCAUCCUGAGACCGUUCUCAAGGGGAAAAAGGUUCUAAGAUGCGUUUCAAGAUGGAUUUCUCUUGGGUCUAAUACUAGUGAUUCACUUCGUCCAAGGUGGCAGCAGCAGCAUUCGCGGAAAGAGAAUCGGGUAGAGUCACCUAGGUCGUGGCUUCGUAUGCCCACACAUCAGACUGAUGUCUGCUCUCUAAAGUUUCUUGAAGAUGAGGAGAACCGCACUUCCACAGAAAUCGUCAGGGAUGAGAUGAUCGCCUCUCCAGUGGACAAGAAGGUGCUGCUGCCUGAUGUUUAGCCUCUAGCGCUUAUCGUGUAGGAUGACUCCGCUUUCACCGUGUGAAUGUGAAAAACUUACUUUUACUUACUUAAGCAUUAUAUAUAAGAUUUGUUUUUUGUUAAGAUAAGAAGGAUUAGUAGAAGGUUAUUUUUUUUCAUUUCGCUAUCUUCGUCUAAAACUCCAUCAUUACUUAAGCACUCAACUACACUUAGGUUGCACAUGCGCAGGACGAGACAGCGCACGAAGUGCAGCCAACGGGAAGAAAGAACGCAAACGUCGUUCUCCCUGCGGAGUCUUCAGAAGAGGAGCGUCGUUGUUCUGGUGAGCAAAAAAAAGAUGGACAAAAAGCACACGUAGCUGGAGAACAAAUAAUAGACGAAAAUAAGCAGCAGGAUGAUGAACAUUAUAGUGAUGACGAAGCUGGAGACCGCAGAUUGUACGAAGAAAAAGAAAUCACGAAAUUGGAGUUGGUAAAGUAUCCUCCACUUCGUCCUCGUCCACCAGAAAAAGAGUAUCAUUCUUGUCUUUUCUCAUCUUCUGAAGGGCAAGAAGCUGAUGAAGCAGAAGCAGUAGAUGACGUACUAGAAGAUGUUGCAGGAGGACAUGAUCAUGAAUCAGGAAAAGGCGUUCUUGCCGGGUCCGGACUAGAAAGUUCAUCGUCUUCCGUUCUAGGCGAUGGUGGGCCACGAGAUGUCGCAUUUUUGUCAUUACGGCUGCCACGAGAUUCGCAUCCUCAACGCCAUCCUUCUCGGCUUCUUUUUCAAGGGGAAAAAGGACUUCUCAGGAAUGCUCCCAAGGAUGCGAACGCGGUAGCUCUAAUGGCAGUUCCUGAGGAGGAACACAGAAACUGUAUCACUCCGAUGUCCUUCGAUCAUUCGAUCGAACAUCAGAAAAAGGAAGACGACAUAGAUAUUGAUGAAGAUGACGGUUUCGACAACGUAGCGGUCACUAACAACGAAGCGGCGACUAACAGCGACUAUAAAAGGAAAAAUAGUCAGCUCCUGCUCCACAACACUUCUGGAAAUGUUGAUCUUCAUCUUGAUCAGCCUCGUACUUCUUGUUUUAGAUCUUCAUCUUCUUCUGGAGAUCACCGCCACGACGACGACCAGCAAGUCCUCGAUGAAAGGGCAGGACCUCUCCUGAAAAAGCACAAAGGCGAGCCAACAGCAACACGGGAAGUCUUUUCGUCUUCGCUGUUCCCGCCAAGAUUUAAAUUAAGGCUCAAUACAAUUCAUUUCUAAGACUCAUUUUUUUCAUUCUCCCUUUUUUCUUCUUAGGAUUGGGAGAAAUGAAGGCAAGAAAUGAAUUGUUUUGGGCUCUAAUUAAAGUAGUCAGAAUGUCAUUUACAGAAGGCGAACUGGAGGUGCCUCGGUUACCCGAACCACAUGAGAUUCAUCCUGGCUAUUCCGAGUACGACGAGGUUUUUGAUGCACUGCGAUGGGCUGGGGUAGUCGACGACUACGGACUACUCGAGGCUAACGGUGUGCUUCAGAUUCAGGAAGAAGUAACUUCUUCAUCAUCUAGAAUUUGCACAAGUGGGAAAACUAAAAAGCCUCGCUUUGAGUGCUCACUACCCAUGCCACCUGAUGGAAAAAAUAGUAGUACUAACACGUCUGGUACUACCAGGUCAUCUACUAGUCGUGGUGCAGGAGCACCAGAGCGGCGUCGUGUGCCUAGCCUCGGUGAGCCUUUCCGACGUGCUGGCGCACUGCUGAUCGGUUAUGACUCUGAGACCUGGACUGUCUUACAGGACUUCAUGCGAGCCGUGAGUAAAACAUCACGCAACUCAAUAAAUACGAAGUCUGUUCUUGUUGAGCAGAAGAGCAGUAGCAACAUCAAGAGUAUGAAGAUUCAUCUGGAGGCCAAGCAGGCUAAGGACGCAGAGAAAUUAUCAGAUGACUGGCGUUAUGGUCAACAUUUAGUGUCCAUCAUUCGCGGCAUCUUGAUCCCCUUUUCCCUUCUUGUAUUCUCGUGAACUACAAGGUAAAAGGGCUCAAGAGCUGCUGAGAUGGGGGGCCGAGAUGCAAUCUAGCAGACUCUAAUGGUGGAGACGGCGCCUGCAAAUGUGCUACGAUUGGAGCAACAGCGCUUUUCGACACGAAAUCCUCACAGAGUAUGUAAAUGUGAAAGAGUACAGCCACUCCGUAGUGCUAUUUGACACUGACACUCUCUUGAUCAAAAGUGCAUUUCUCAACGACGAUUCGCAGUAUCUAAGCAGUUCGCGCGCUCCGCCCGUCUCUGUUCUUCCGAAACCAUUGCAGAGUCGCUUGAAGAUGAGCGAAGAUUUUCGUGCUAGUAGUGCAACUUCUACUUCUGGAGGCUUUCAAGGUCAUCAACUACUGCCAUGUGGAAUAGAGCAGCCCAUGGGAUUGAAUCAUCCGAACUUCUUCGCUCAGCAGUAUGCGACCGGCUCCAGCAGUGGAGUGAUGAGCUUUGAAGGCCAGCCUGUCUGUAAUGCGCAGCACGUGUCUAAAUUAAGGCCACAGGAAUAGAUGCAUCUUCUUCACUGUCAGGUUGUAUCUUGUUCUUGGUCCUCCCGUAGUUCUUUUUUAUAAGGGACGAAAAUGAGACCCAACAUCAAGAUGCUACUUUGGCGGAUGGUGCUGUGCUGCAGCACUUACUAGAGUAAUCUCAAUCUGCUUUUCACGCUGCAUACACUCACUUGAUUCAUCUAACGAACGGGAUCGCUUGCAGAGGCAAGAAGGCUGCUGAUGGAUUCAUGUGCAUGUUCGGCGUGCACGUUCCGCCACCUUAUUCCCGUGGCGAAGGACAGCAACAAGCGUGGCGAUACGGCCUUCGCGCGAAAACAGUCAGGCUAAGGCGUGUGAUGAACAUGAACCACAAGAAGAAACAAAACAACAAUCAGGUCAGCGGCAGCACAGGUCGUCAAGCAGGAGGUGGAAGCACAACAUCUUCAAAUAUUAGAGUGGACCAAACAGAAGCACGACUUCCGAGCAGCAGCGGAGCUGCUGAAGAUGAAGAGAUGAGCGCUGCCCGCGAAGAUGUUGCUCAAGGCGUCGAGAGUACUAAAAACGUCCAAAAUUAUGAAAAUACUAAUGAGGACGAUCAAGAUGUUGACAUGGUCACUGGAAGUAGUGGUC